AAAAAGCAACCCCGAUCUUGUGUCACCCUCCAUAUCCUCUCGACUGUGGCAAUCGAAAGUUACAUUCCACGCGAGCCGAGGAAGUAGAACCCCCUUCCCCCCGCCAACAAAUUGUGGCAGAUAUAAAAGAUAUGCAGCAACUGCACGGUCGUCUUCGAAACCAAGCCACUGCCACCUGAGUAUCAGCCGCACGUCCCACAUCCUUCAUUAUGCCUUCCAACGAGAGCAUGCCUCAAGCCGGCAACACCGCCGUCCUCCGCAGCAUCAAUCCGAAUUACACCGGCUUCGACCACAUCAGCUGGUACGUUGGAAACGCCCGUCAAACGGCGACCUACUUCGUCGCCCACUUCGGCUUCAGCGUCGUAGCCUACCGCGGCCCCGAGACCGGGUCCUACCUGAGCUGCUCGUACGUCGUCACAAACGGCAACGCGCGUUUUGUCUUCACAGCGCCCAUCACCUCGCCCAACAACACCUGGGACACGCGCGCUUCGGAUCAUGACCGCCAGCACUUGAACGAGAUGCAAGCUCAUCUCACUAAACACGGUGACGGCGUCAAAGACAUCGCUUUUGCAGUCGACGACGUCACCAGUGUUUGGGAACACGCCGUACAGAAUGGUGCCACCUCUAUCCAGAAACCACAGCUCCUGAAGGACGACACCGGCGAGGUCCUCUCCGCCACGGUCCAGACUUUCGGAGAUACAGCCCAUACGCUGAUCAACCGAUCCGCAUACCGGGGCGUUUUCCUUCCCGGAUACCAAGCCGUAUCCGGAUACGAUAGACUAAAUGAUCUAUUACCGAAGAUCGAUGUGAUCGAGAUCGACCAUUGUGUUGGGAAUCAGGGAUGGGAUGGCCUCGACAGUAUCGUCAAGUACUACGAAGACGCAUUCAACUUCCAUCGCUACUGGACUGUUGAUGACAAGGAAAUGUGCUCGGAUUACUCCGCUAUGCGGUCUGUUGUUGUUGCAUCGCCGAAUGAGGUCAUCAAAAUGCCUAUGAACGAGCCCGCUGUCGGCAAGAAAAAGUCCCAGAUAGAAGAAUUCGUAGAAUACUACAACGGCCCAGGCUGCCAACAUAUCGCCUUCCUAACUCCCAACAUCAUUACCGCAGUGGAGAAUCUCACCAAGAGGGGCGUGGAUUUCCUCUCCGUCCCAGAAAACUACUACGUGAACAUGCGGGCCCGUCUCGCGGCCGCAAACAUGAGCCUCGCCGAAGACAUCAACACGCUCCAGAAAUAUAAUAUUCUUAUUGAUUUCGACGAGGGUGGCUAUCUGCUGCAGAUCUUCACCAAGCAUGUCGUGGAUCGGCCGAGCGUGUUUCUGGAGAUCAUCCAAAGGGAGAAUUUUGAUGGAUUUGGGGCGGGGAAUUUCAAGAGCCUUUUUGAGGCGUUUGAGAGGGAUCAGGCGUUGAGGGGGAAUCUGUAGGGUUUGGUUUUGUUGCUGUAUAAUUUGGUUGAAUUGGGAGGUGGUUUGGGCAGCUGGAGGGUAUAUUGUAUUGGAAGAGUUUCUGACCUGGCUCGAAAUUAGACAGAAAAGGAUGCCUGCCGUCGUGCAGGCCACAGAC
Aspergillus ibericus CBS 121593 is the source of this 1560-nucleotide messenger RNA. RefSeq names its product 4-hydroxyphenylpyruvate dioxygenase family protein. Bases 210 to 1421 code for a protein of 403 amino acids. Gene Ontology annotation, biological process: L-tyrosine catabolic process. NCBI's taxonomy places the organism in Eukaryota, Fungi, Ascomycota, Eurotiomycetes, Eurotiales, Aspergillaceae. The transcript is spliced from 3 exons. Gene Ontology annotation, molecular function: 4-hydroxyphenylpyruvate dioxygenase activity. The record is from RefSeq and is a predicted model, not a curated record.